UUAAAAAUUUUUGUAGGUUAUGUUUAUAUUUCUCACAUGUCUCUUUUUGAGUAUAACAAUAAUUUAAGAGAAUGUCUGCUGCAUUAGUACGUAAAAGUCUUGCAUUAGUCGACGAAACAUUCGCAGAAAAUCAAAAACAUAACCUAAAGAAGCAGAAGAAGGUUUUCGAUUUUGUGCCCGAAAAUAAAAGGAUUAUUAAAAAAGUUCGUACUCCUAGAACGAAUAAAACUAAAAAGGUAGAUGUUUUACAAUCAACAAAGAAAUUAACAAUAGUUGAAGCACGGAAGAAAAUAAAAAGCAAAGGAGAGAUAUUAAAAUCUAAUUUGGAAAAGAUAGCGAAAAUUCGGAAUAUAUCUACUGUGAAUUUAGACAAGGAAAUUAUCGAAAAUAUAUUUACUCGAGGUAGAACAAGACGUCCAGUUCCACCACAAUCUAAGCCAAAGAAAGACGAAAAGACCGCAUUUACUGAGGAGGAUUUCAAGAAAUUCGAAGAAGAAUACUUUGGCGAAUAACUUAUUACUCAUUUAAUUAAUUAAAAUAAUGGGGUUUUCAGAUAAAACCUUGGGUUGUCUUAUCCUUGUUGGAACAAUAUCAUUUCUAAUUUAUUUAAUAAUAGUGUUAAUAAUUACUCCAAUUGUACCAGAUAUUUACAACCAAAAAGAAAUUGUUGUAUUAAGAGAAAAUGUUCUCUUAGCAAUAGGAAUUUGUAGCUUAACAUUUUUGGGAUCAAUUGGUUUCUACACCCUUUAUUCACUUUGGUCUUUUAAAGAAGACACAAAUUAUGAAAAAAGUGAAGAAAGGAGAUAUGUUCAUAAAUAAAACUUUUUUUUUGUUUUAAAAUAAAAUAAAUUUAUUAUCACGCAUAAUAAUCAUAAUAUUUAUAAACCUAUUAUUACAGAAGUUAUAUGCAAGUUUAUAUUACAGUCCUUCAUUCUCAAAUACGUUUACGGUCGAGAUUUUUUCACACACUCACACACUUAAUUUGUUAAUAAUUAACUUUCUUCAAUAUUUUUACUUCAAUUUGAA
Molecule: messenger RNA, 1026 nt
Organism: Onthophagus taurus
Lineage: Eukaryota; Metazoa; Arthropoda; Insecta; Coleoptera; Scarabaeidae
Product: active regulator of SIRT1
Cellular component (GO): nucleolus
Molecular function (GO): enzyme binding
Source: RefSeq, a predicted model, not a curated record